Trichoderma virens Gv29-8 is the source of this 1485-nucleotide messenger RNA. RefSeq lists its product as uncharacterized. The transcript has a single exon. The record is from RefSeq and is a predicted model, not a curated record. Bases 229 to 1314 code for a protein of 361 amino acids. NCBI's taxonomy places the organism in Eukaryota, Fungi, Ascomycota, Sordariomycetes, Hypocreales, Hypocreaceae. Gene Ontology annotation, molecular function: GTPase activity.
CAAAUUCUCGUUUCUUUCGGCGUCUUUAUACGAUACACUACAGCUGUGUUGCUUUUCAAAAUGGCCUCAUCAUCUACUGGCGGCGCCCCUUCGAUAUCGGCGUCGUCGCCCCCCGCCAUCGUCUGCGUUGGCAUGGCUGGUAAGCUUCCGUAACGGUGAGCCCUCACUCAUGCUACAACUAUCUGACGCCUGCUGUGCCAAAUUGUAGGCUCGGGCAAGACGACUUUUAUGCAGAGAAUCAACGCCCAUCUCCAUUCAAAGAACACGCCUCCCUAUGUCAUCAACCUCGACCCCGCGGUUCUCAACGUUCCCUUCGAAAGCAACAUCGAUAUUCGGGACUCGGUCAAUUAUGAGGAGGUCAUGAAGCAGUACAACCUAGGGCCCAACGGAGGAAUUCUAACGUCGCUCAACCUCUUUGCCACAAAGGUCGACCAGAUUGUCAAUCUACUGGAGAAGCGCUCAAAGCCCGAUCCCGAAAACCCCGAUCGCAAGCCCAUCGACCGAAUUUUGGUCGACACGCCUGGACAAAUCGAGGCCUUUGUAUGGUCCGCUUCGGGAACUAUCUUGCUGGAAUCUCUCGCAUCAUCCUUUCCCACUAUUAUUGCCUACAUCAUCGAUACACCACGGACUGCCUCGACAUCUACAUUCAUGUCCAACAUGCUUUAUGCCUGCUCCAUUCUCUACAAGACGAAGCUUCCCAUGAUCCUGGUCUUCAAUAAGACCGACGUCAAGGAUGCCUCAUUCGCCAAGGAGUGGAUGACGGAUUUCGAAGCAUUCCAAGAUGCUCUGCGACGCGACGAGAAUUCCGACACAUUUGGAGGCCAAGAAGGUUUUGGAAGCGGCGGAAGUGGUUACAUGGGUAGCCUGCUCAACUCAAUGAGUCUGGUGCUGGAGGAGUUCUACUCGCAUCUGAGUAUGGUGGGUGUUAGCUCGCGGGUUGGAACGGGUAUCGAUGAGUUCUUUGAGGCCGUUGAAGAAAAGAGGAAAGAGUUCUUGGAAGACUAUCUACCCGAGCUGGAGCGACGAAGGGAAGAGAGGGAAGAGCGGAAGAAGAAGACUCGUGAGCAGGAGUUGGACAAGAUGAUGCAGGGUAUGUCGGUUGACGUCAACAACGUGGCCGAAAAGCGACCCAUCAAAGUCACCAAUGAUGAUGACGAUGUGGAUGUCCCAAGCGAUAACGACGAUGAUGACGAUGAGGAUGACGAAACAACCAGGGAGGGCCUACAGGCGAGAUAUGCCGCUGCCAUGGAAGGCAAGGACGAAGGCAUCUUAGGCGACGCGAGCUUUGCGAAAUACCUGCACAUGCAGCGGUAAACGCAACGUGUGUGGGCUUUUGGAGGCGUACAGGUAGUUUAGGCGUUUUGGAAACCAGGUGAACACAUGGGUGCAAAGGAACUUGGCUAUGCGAAGUUUUAAUCAUUUGAGGUGCUUAAAAGAUAAGAAAAAUCCAUGCGGCCUUUGGGGCGCGCAAUGCAUAACAAGUAA